AUGGCUGCUGCAGACAUCAAACAGCCUGGGGCCAUCAGGCCUUCCGGAAACGGAAGCCAAGAUGCCAUCGAGGAAAUCCGCCAUAACCCCACACCCCUUUACGACACCUCUAAACUUGAACUAGAACUCAAUGUUGGUGGCCAAGGCUCUACACAGCGCCGCCUGCGGGAUUAUCAAGUGACCAUGAUUGGCUUUUGCAGCGGAAUUGGUACCGGCCUCUUUGUUGGUACUGGAGCUGCAUAUGCCAAAGCUGGCCCCGCAGGUCUCCUUUUGGCAUUUUGCGUCGUCGGUGCAGUUCUUUGGUGUGUCAUGCAGAGUAUCUCAGAGCUAGCAACUGUGAUUCCCACAGCUGGCUCGUUCCCCCAUUGGACCACACGCUUCAUUGACCCUGCCGUCGGGUUUUCGCUAGCAAUAUCAUACGGCUAUUGCUACACCAUCGGGAUAGCGUCAGAAAUUUCAGCCGCAGCCGUGCUCGUCAGCUACUGGAGCGAUAUCACACCUGCAGUCGUCAUUACCGUCAGUCUUGUCCUCAUUUUGGCCAUCAAUCUCUGCAACGUCCGUUUAUACGGUGAGACAGAAGUUAUCAGCGGUGCAAUCAAGGUCCUCUGCUUUCUCGGACUCGUCAUUGUUUCCAUCGUCAUAACUUCAGGUGGUGGCCCCAACCACAAGUCUAUCGGAUUCAAAUAUUGGCACCACCCUGGAGCCUGGGUUGAUUAUGAUGGCAUCACCGGCUCUACUGGCCACUUUCUGGGCUUUCUGUCGGCCUUGGUCAACGCAUCAUAUUCAUUUGUGGGGGUUGAGACCGUCGUCAUCAGUGCGGCCGAGUCAGUGAAUCCACACAGGUCCAUCCCCAAGGCCGCCAACCGGGUAACCUACCGCAUCGGCUUCUUCUACAUUCUCGGCGCCCUUCUUAUAGGCAUCAUUGUCGACCCACGAAAUUCAGACCUGAUUUCGGGCUCAGGAAAUGCCAACAGCUCUCCCUGGGUGAUUGCUAUCAAGCAGGCAGGCAUAUCCGUUUUGCCUUCGAUCGUCAAUGCUUGUAUCUUGAUAUCUGCAUGGUCAGCCGGAAGCUCAUACUGCUGGGUGGGAUCUCGAAUGAUCGUGGCCAUGACCACCGAUAGGCAGCUUCCGCAGAUCUUCGGCCGCACUUGGAGCAACGGUGUGCCUUGGUUGGCUGUCAUUGUGGCUUGGCUGUUUGGGCCACUGGCAUAUUUGAGUGUGUUUAUGAAUUCCAUUUCUUGA
This is a messenger RNA of Grosmannia clavigera kw1407, 1242 nucleotides long. RefSeq names its product amino acid permease. NCBI's taxonomy places the organism in Eukaryota, Fungi, Ascomycota, Sordariomycetes, Ophiostomatales, Ophiostomataceae. The record is from RefSeq and is a predicted model, not a curated record. Gene Ontology annotation, biological process: amino acid transmembrane transport. Gene Ontology annotation, molecular function: amino acid transmembrane transporter activity. Gene Ontology annotation, cellular component: membrane. The transcript has 2 exons. The coding region runs from base 1 to 1242 and encodes 413 amino acids.